Molecule: messenger RNA, 2442 nt
Organism: Hymenoscyphus albidus
Lineage: Eukaryota; Fungi; Ascomycota; Leotiomycetes; Helotiales; Helotiaceae
Source: the annotation of a GenBank genome assembly
CAUAAUUGCUGGGAGCACCCAUCAGUUUGUACACCACCAUUUUGUGUCUUGACAGUACAACCUCAACCAAUACUUCCAAUGCCGCCCCCAAAGGUAAAGCCCAAGGGCAAAGGUGACCCCGCGGCGAACCGCAAGAAGCUGAAGGCAUCGGACCUUCCGCUAUCUUCCUCAGUUCGCGCAGAGGUUGAUGGUCUUGCGCAUCGCUACAAGAAGAAGGGUGGCUACGACCAGUUGCGACAAGAGAUAUGGAAGGAAAUGGAGAAGGAUGUGAGUAUGGCUUCGAGAGAAGGCGAUCACAGUGCUAAUCUAUCAUACAGGGCUUCGAGUCUACUUUCAAAGGAAAAUUAAUUGGAGUCGCCGACGCGGAAAUCGACAAGAACCCCCAUCAACUCUUGAAGCUGGAUAGAAGCAAAGCGACGUUGCUACUCGAAGGCGCGGUGGAGCGAACUGACCUAUACCAGGGUGCAGAGGCUUUGAUCGAUGAGUAUUUGGACAAACAUAUGAAAGAAAUUGAAGUUGGUAUCAGAGCUCUUCGCGCCCAGGACAUUGGUGAAGAGGCCGCAGAAGAGGAACGUAUCAGGGGCAUGAAGACCGAUGCGCAAUACGAAGCCGAGGCCGCAGAACGACGAAAAGCCAGGGAGCAGGUACGCAUUGAUCGCAAUCGAAAGGCGGACGAAGAGGAAGAAGAACGAAGAAAUGCUGCCAGGGAGAGACGUCAGGAGCAGGAUAAGAGAGACGAGGCAAGACGACAGGAACGUGAAGCUAGGCGCAGAGCUGAACGAGAGCGUGAAGAAGAAAAAGAGAGCGCUAUGCGUGAGAGGGAGCGUGAGCGGGAUCGGGAGAGAGAACGUGAACGAGAGAGAGAUAGGAUUAGAGACCGAGACCGAGACAUGGGCCGCGACCGCCAUCGUGACAGAGAUCAUGAUCGGUAUCGUGAUGAUCGCUACAGACGACGUGACGAUGUAUCCCCUCGGCGACCUUCAACCAGAGAUAGCAAAACUCCAGCUCCGUCAAAGCCAGAACUUACAAAAGAGGAAAUCGAAAGAUUGGAGCGGGAGGCCGAGAAGGAAGCUCUGGAUGAUCUUCUGAAGGAAGGCAAAAAGGUUGCUCAGCGGUCCUCGAGACAUCAAUUGGAAGUUGAGAUUGACAAAACUCUUGCGCCACCUCCACGAAAGACAAUGCCAGCAUCCGCCAUUGCACCUCUCUCCCGUGACUCUUCUUCCAAAACACCGGAUGCCAAGAAGAUUCCAACAGCACCAAAGGCAGCUAGAGUCGAUGCUGAUGGAUUCAAGACUCCGCUCCCAAAGACUACCGAAGAGCCAAAAUUGGAGAGCCGUGAGAGACGCAUUGCUCGUAAAAGUCGAAGUAGGAGUCGAGACAGAGCAUCUAGUCGAAGAUCUAGAAGCAGAAGCCGCCGUCGCUAUGAUCGAAGCAGAGAUCGCGAUUCUGUUCGUUCAAGUAGACGAGACAGCCGUGAUCGGGACAGAGACUCAGUUCGUUUGCGCCAUGACAGUAGGGACCGAGAUGAUCGAAGCAGAAGACAUGAUAGUCGGGACCGAGAUCGCAGAACUCGUGAUGACAGAGAUUCUCGCCGAGAACGUUCCAUCUCACGCCCGCGUGCUGAUAGAAGACGAACCAAUCGUUCUCGAUCAAGAAGUCGCCAUCGCCGAGUUGAGAGAGAACACGAUAUCUACACGAGCCCUCGAAUCAGCAGAGAAGAACAGGAAGCUGCCAAGGUUCAAGGUAUCAAAGAGCGAGAAGCAGAAGCCAAAGCAUGGGAGAAGGCUAGAACUGAGGCUGAAGCUGCUGGCAAGACUUUGUUGUAUACUGAUUGGGAGCGAGAAAAAUCCAGACCAAAGGCACCAACCAAAGAUGGCAUUCCUACUGGACCUGCAAAAGAUGCGGAGAGAGCUCUACUCAAUUCUUCCAGAUCUCACGACGAUAGACCUCCACUAGAUGAUCGUUCGACGCGCGAUGACAGACGUUCUCGAACCGAACGAAGUCGAUCCAGACCUGACACAGCCAGAAGAGGCAGUCGAAUUGAACGCUCAAGAAGCCCUCCUGGUAUUGAUCGGUAUAUUCCAGGAGCUUCGGGUAGACGCAGUAGCACAACUCAGAGAGACCGAAGCAGAGACCGUGAUCGUCGUACCAGAGAUGACCGCGAGGAUAGUAAGAGAAAGCGGUCGAGAUCCCGGGACCGAAGCCGUCGACGUGAUAGAAGCAGAGAUCGUGACCGUGAAAGAAAGAGGAGUCGCUCGCGUGGAGAGUAUGACCGAAGAGAUGCUCGACGUGACAGAAGCCGCAGCAGAGACCGUGAGCGUGAUAGGCGAAGUGCAAGAAGUCGAACUCGAAGCCGUGAGAGAGACCGCAAGAGAAGCCGUAGCCGUGGCAGCCGGAGAGAUUCAAGGAGAUGGUCGAAGGAGUGAUUCUGUAUGUACGUAG